Messenger RNA from Protopolystoma xenopodis, 612 nucleotides. The record is from the annotation of a GenBank genome assembly. Lineage: Eukaryota; Metazoa; Platyhelminthes; Monogenea; Polystomatidea; Polystomatidae.
AUGGCGAUAAUCACUGACGAUGCCGACUACGAUGCCGGCGAAACGUUUGGGAAAACGGAUGUCAUAGUGCCCGAACAAUCAGAUCAUGACUUAUUGAGAGCGAAUAUUGCCUGCGAUGAUUCUAUAACUCCAGCCUGGGCCUCAAUGACCCAUAUCUAUCAGUCUACACAGACUUCAGACGCUGUCUCGUUUGACACUAUGCCACUUCUAUAUUCAGGUCAAGAUAUCGAAGGGGGUCAGCAACAGGCGGGUUCCUCGGUCAGGAUAGAAACCGCAAACACUGCUGAUGAACAAGUGGAGAUAAUUGAUGUAGGCAUGGACCAAGAUUGCCAUGCCGAAGAAGGACACCGGUUUGUCCUGAAUGGAAUUAAUUCGAGCAUGGAAGAGCUGCUUAGAUGUGACCAGCAUAAUUCUGAUAUCAUUGUGACAGCUGCGGAAACUCGCCUGUUCUUAACCGAAAGUCUGUGUACAUUCGUCGUUAUUAUCAGUUAUAUUGGCGAAUUGAAGGAAUUCGUAAGCUUGCCUGACUCGAAGCUGUUGGGGGAUUGCCUAGAAGCUGUGACUAGAUUUGCGCGAAUAGGUUCUCGGCGCAUUGCCCUGCGACUCCGGUAA